AUGUCGAAGCUGGUUUGCUCUCUGCUUCUCCUUUACUCUCUUCCAGCAGUGGUUCCCCUCUUCUGUUACACCUGUGUGUUUCCCGCCAUCUCACCUCUGGACUGCAUCAGAUUUCCUCUCAAGUGUCCGCCCGAACAGGUCUGCCUAUCCAGCAGAGCGGUGGGUGAGAAAGGAGACUUCCUUGUGGUGUUGUAUGAGAAGAGCUGUGUCCUGCCCUCCCUGUGUGGAGCCAAGGGAGAGAAACACACCAUGGGACUUAACUUCACCUUCACCAAUGAAUGCUGCAACACACACCUGUGCAACGGAGCCGAGGCACCUGCGACCCGCUACUGGACUGGCACAAUACUCACACUUCUCAUUUCAUACUCAGUUUGGUGA
Gymnodraco acuticeps is the source of this 378-nucleotide messenger RNA. RefSeq names its product sperm acrosome membrane-associated protein 4-like. The transcript is spliced from 3 exons. The coding region runs from base 1 to 378 and encodes 125 amino acids. The record is from RefSeq and is a predicted model, not a curated record. Lineage: Eukaryota; Metazoa; Chordata; Actinopteri; Perciformes; Bathydraconidae.